UUCCGUAUUCAUUGUUCAUCAGGUCAGUGCAGUGCUCUCUGGUUUAGCCUUUGGUACAUCUGCUGUGCUGUCAGGUGGAGCUGUGGCAUGCUGACAUAAGCCUGGGCUCAGGAACCACUCCCUGCUCUCAUUCUGCUCCACCACUAAUUGUGUGAACUUGGCCAGGUCAUAGGACCUCUCUGCUCCUUGGUUUCCUAGUGUGAAAUAAUGCCUGCUUUGAAAGCCUAUUGAGGAUGAAAUGAGACCUGUCAAAGUGCCUAAUACACUGUCGGCUUCAUAGUAGGUACUCAGAAAAUCGUGAUGGUGUUGUUUUCCCUUUAACACUUGGGGAAUUACAAUUUACAUACUGAUAAACUUUGAUUGCGACCUGACUCUUAUAUGUCCGUUCUUCCUAGGUAUUGUGAAUAAGGAAAAUGCUCUUCGUUAAGCCAUAUUUGUGACUUCCGAUAAUUCACUAAUACUUUUCCAUCAAGAGAACAGCCUUCUAACUUGCCUGUCACUUUAAAGUGGCAUUUGAAGGAUUUGUGUGACACAAUUAUGACUUUUUAAUUAGGCACCCUAAAAACCUGAUCAGGCCUAUUGCUUACUUUCUUUGAUUCAUCUGUCUUCUCUGCUGUGAUCACCUUGUUCCUCCUGACAUGGAAGGCACAAUACAACGACAUUGGGAAUAUAUAUGUAACCAUAAUAAAGACAAGACGAAGAUCCUAGGAGACAAAAAUGUUGACCCCAAAUGUGAAGACAGUGAUGACAAGUUUGACUUUUCAGUGAUGUCCUAUAAUAUACUUUCACAAGAUUUAUUGGAAGACAAUUCACAUCUCUAUAGACACUGCCGGCGGCCAGUUUUACACUGGAGUUUUAGGUUCCCCAAUAUCCUGAAAGAAAUUAAACACUUUGAUGCAGAUGUACUUUGUUUGCAAGAAGUUCAAGAAGAUCAUUAUGGAGCAGAGAUCAGGCCAAGUUUGGAAUCUUUGGGUUAUCACUGUGAAUACAAGAUGCGGACAGGAAGGAAACCUGAUGGCUGUGCCAUCUGCUUCAAACAUUCCAAGUUUUCACUCUUAUCGGUGAACCCAGUGGAAUUCUACCGCCGUGAUGUUCCUCUGUUGGACAGAGACAAUGUUGGAUUAGUGUUACUUUUGCAGCCCAAAAUUCCGAGUGCUGCCUCUCCUGUGAUCUGUGUAGCUAACACACAUCUGUUGUAUAACCCAAGGCGAGGUGAUAUUAAGCUGACCCAAUUGGCAAUGCUUCUGGCAGAGAUUUCCAGUGUUGCCCAUCAGAAAGAUGGCAGCUUCUGCCCUAUCGUUAUGUGUGGUGACUUUAAUUCUGUUCCUGGUUCUCCGCUCUAUAGUUUUAUAAAGGAAGGAAAAUUGAAUUAUGAAGGACUUGCCAUUGGCAAGGUAUCUGGCCAGGAACAGUCUUCACGGGGACAAAGAAUUUUAUCUAUUCCCAUUUGGCCCCCAAACCUAGGUAUCUCACAGAACUGUGUGUAUGAGGUACAGCAGUUACCAAAAGUAGAAAAGACAGACAGUGAUCUGACACAGACAGAGCUGGACAAAACAGAGGUCCUAGUGACAGCUGAAAAAUUAUCUUCAAAUUUACAGCACCAUUUCAGCUUGUCAUCUGUUUAUUCACAUUAUUUUCCUGACACUGGAAUUCCAGAGGUGACCACUUGUCAUUCCCGAAGUGCCAUAACUGUGGAUUAUAUUUUCUAUUCUGCUGAAAAGGAAGAUGUUGCCAGGCAGCCAGGAGCUGAGGUUGCUCUGGUUGGUGGCUUGAAACUUCUGGCCAGACUAUCACUCCUUACGGAACAAGACUUAUGGACUGUUAAUGGACUUCCAAAUGAAAAUAAUUCUUCAGAUCAUCUACCUUUAUUGGCUAAAUUCAGACUUGAGCUGUGACUCUUCUUUGAUUGGAUAUACAUAUAUAUAUAUAUGUAUAUAUACUUUCCGAUUUAUAUUCUUUUUCAAAAAAUGUAAAAUAUUUCUUGAGAGUUUGCAUGUUUAUUUUUAUGCUGUGGAGUUUCUGAAGAGGUUGUGUUAAAUGCUUGAAGCAGAUACCAGAAGAAACAAGUUUACAACAAUUUUCUUUGUAAUACCGAAAAAAUAUUUUCCUGACAAGUGAGAUCUAAACGUUUACUCCUUAUUGUAAAAGAGUUGUAAAUAUUUUUUAUUCUAAAUCCCAGUAAAGUUGACAGUGAUUUUUAAACAUAGUGCAUCCUCUUUAGUUAGUAAAGAAUUUCAGUUGAUGUUUUUGGCAAGCUUUAUGGUGGAUCCAAAGUAUCUUUGAGUUCGUGCAAACCACAACUCGUUUCCCUUCCAGAAGGCCUGAUUUCAUUGUGAGGACCAUCUGUUUGUUGAGUCCUAAUUCGUUCAUCUCAGAAAUCGCUCACAAGUGUCCAACCAACCAUUUUAGUUUGGUUUUGAGGGGGCUUGAUAAUGCUUCUUAGAAUUGUACAGAUUGCUUAAUCCGUCUUACUCCUCUCCUGAGCCGUGGAUGAUGUCUCCAUUUUGUUGGGAGAUGGAGGUCACUGUAACUAAGAGUUGAAGUGCUUUACAGACGCCCUAUUUCCAUCCUGUGACAGGCAGACCAUUCCAGCAUGCCCGAGAGAGGCAGAGACUGGGUUAGAAUGCCUUUGCCUAGUAGUUUGUGGGGGGUUUUGUUUUUUUGUUUGUUUUUUUCUCUUCAGUUUCAAGAAGAGAUCCCCGGGUCGGAGGAGAAACUUUAUUUUUCUGAACCAGUUCUGUGGAAAUUUAUUUUAUUAGGAAACUUGUCUUUAGAACAAAGUGGCAGCUAUGAGAUUCUUUUGGUUUCGCUCAGAUAUUUAGGAAGCCCGUAGAACUAGUGGGGAGAUACCAACUUGGAGACCCAAUACUCCUAACUAGUAAUUUUAACUGUCUUUAGUGGUUUUGUUUCUAAGAUGUUACUUUGUUUUCUUUCCUAAUGAGGCAGCAGUGUGACAUGGUGCUGACAUUUUUUUGUAAAGUGGUCAAGAGCAGGUCUAGUGAGUCCCACAGUUGGCGCUCUGUGUUUGGUUCAAACAUUUUAAAACAAAAAAGUUAAUGUGUCCUCUUUUUUAGACAUUAGGAUCAAAAAAUGAUGCACAUUUUUACUAAGUAGUAAUUUUAUAUUCAAUUGUACUGAAUUAUAGAAGUUUUUACAACGGGUGUUCUUCAUAGAAUGCCUUUUCUGAAAUUAGAAAGCAGUAUUUACUCCGGGUCCUGGACUUUAAAGGUUUUUGUACUAAAGUAUAUUUACUACAGUUAUUUUUUGAGAAAAGAAAUCAAAUGACUACCUGAACAAGGCGUGUAGGUUAUGAGGAUUUACCUAUGAAAAAUGAUAGUAAGUAUUUUUAAAUGUUUAAUUUCUCACAUUUUUGGGUUUUUACUUACAGUAUUAACUGUAGUUCUAAGACUUUCCACGUUUUCUAGUAACAGUUUGCAGAAUAUUGUGUGCUCUAAUUAACAGACAUUGUCCUCACCAAAUAAUAGUAUAAUUAAUCCCUUUUAAUAUUGGGGGAAGAAAAAUGAAAAUGCAUUAAUUACUCCUUUGUGUUAUGUGAGUUUAUUAACAGAUAACUUUGUGUAUAGGUCAUUGUUGCUAAACUAACAUCUCUGAAAACCUCUGUGAAAAUUUAAUUUUUUAUGUCCUGAUCAAUAUAUUAAUUUUAGGCCCUUUUCAUGUGCUUCACUUUGUAGAAUAAAUCCAUAAAAAUGCUUUCCACUUGAGCAUAGAGGACGUAGUAUUUUGUGAACUGGAGGCCAAAGGAUCAGUGCAACCUUCUCACAGGUUUUUGAAGCUCCGCUAAAAUGAACUGUCCACUUGUCUUUACUUUUUUUGGUCAGAAUUGGUAACUCUGUUGGAGCCUUGUAUUUACCUGCCAAAAAGCAUUGAAAUCUGGUUAAUUGCUGAAGCCAAAUCACCCCCAGGCCGAAGUGCUGUACUGGCCAAGUUUUAAAAUGGAAAGAGAUACUAUGGAGUAAGAAAUGUUGGUUUUACGAUACCUUUUGAUAUCAAGAUAAUAUGCAUGUUUGAAAUCUUGUCUUUUUUUUUUUUUUUGGAAUUUAGCAACUGUCGGCUUUUAACCCUUUGCUUUCCUAAAAAACCAAGUUAGAGAUCCAGAGAGUUCAAGGGUUUGGGGAAACAGAGAAGUCAUUUGCACUUCGUCUCUAUGAAUCACCUAAUAAGUUAUUACUCUAGUG
Molecule: messenger RNA, 4196 nt
Organism: Lutra lutra (Eurasian river otter)
Lineage: Eukaryota; Metazoa; Chordata; Mammalia; Carnivora; Mustelidae
Gene: ANGEL2
Product: angel homolog 2
Exons: 8
Coding region: 639-1895 (418 amino acids)
Biological process (GO): 3'-UTR-mediated mRNA stabilization
Molecular function (GO): 3'-5'-RNA exonuclease activity; mRNA 3'-UTR binding
Source: RefSeq, a predicted model, not a curated record